Messenger RNA from Hyalella azteca, 5090 nucleotides. RefSeq names its product N6-adenosine-methyltransferase non-catalytic subunit-like (gene Mettl14). Gene Ontology annotation, cellular component: nucleus; RNA N6-methyladenosine methyltransferase complex. NCBI's taxonomy places the organism in Eukaryota, Metazoa, Arthropoda, Malacostraca, Amphipoda, Hyalellidae. The coding region runs from base 1306 to 3114 and encodes 602 amino acids. The record is from RefSeq and is a predicted model, not a curated record. The transcript has 7 exons. Gene Ontology annotation, molecular function: mRNA binding.
AAAGCUUAAUGACUCCUCUGAAAAAUCAAUUUAUUCUUUAGAUAGAAAAUAGGAUGGUAAAAACGCCACUUCAUUUUCAACUUGUGAAACAAAUCAGCGUGACAGUUCGUGGUCCUCAGGGUGACGCCUUGGCAUCUAAGGGACGUUGUGCUGUCCCUGGGACUCCCUAGCACCUUAAAUUUAUUGCAGCUCAACAUGUGCAACAUUUAUUUAAAGCUCAACAUGUGUGACAUGAACAUUGAUGAAAGCUCAACAGACGCAAUCGGCCACAUGUGCGAUUAUCUUUGUUUCAAUCGCCCUUAACACUCUAUAGAUUAUGUGAAGACAGCAAACAUGUUUUGUUCUUCAUUGAUUAAUCUUUCAUUUCUUAGAUUUUCGCGUCGUCAAUCCAGAUGCAGCUUCUUAUUCUUGAUUUAAAAAAUUUGUGCCGUUAGGUAUAGGUAUUCCAUUUCCCACGCUCGAAUUCAACACUUUUUAAGCUUCAGGAUCAGUUUUAUUUAAUUUGCACGAUUGAACUACAUGUACUGGAAUAUGACUGUGAUUUCCGAACACCCUGUUUGUUUGACGCGUGUCUAAGCUCCUCUGAAGUCCUCUUCACGUUAGGUAUUUUCCUGAUUUCCGUAAGUACAUUUUGAAGUAUCUGACUACGGAUCUCGGUUGUUUGGUUGUUUUGUAGGCCUGAAACCUUACUUUUCUCUGAUUCUUUGGCGCGGUUGGCUGACGUCUCUUUCAUGCGAUUUCUUGGAGGAGUGACUUCGUUUGUAUUGCUGUACAAGUGUUCUCUCUAAUGCUACACUUCUUUGAGAUGCUAACGCUGCUCCUUUGUUGCUAGUUACAGCGGCCGGGCCUCUUGAAAUCUACCGCCGCUGGUGGAAUAAUUUGAGAAGUUUGCUAAAAUUGAGACUUUCUGACUUGCUGGUGAUGCUUUUUUUAACAUCCUGUGCUAAAUAGCUUGAUAACUGACUACUAAUGUUGAAACUACCUGUACUAGUAUGUAAUUGGGUUAAUAUCUCCCGACUUGUAUUGAACUAUAAUUUUUAAAAUUAUGGCGGAAUCAAGUAUGAAUUAUUGUUUUCAACAUCUCUUAAUUUUAGCCAAUUGAAAGUUUAAUUAUGUUGAAAACUAUUGAAUCGUCUUUUUGAAUUUCAGGACAUAUAUAAUAAUUCAUGAUGAUCAAUUGCUUAAUUAUGAUGAUUAAUCAUGAGGAAUGAAAAUAUUGACGGGGUUAAUAUAAUGGGACUUGCUUGAAUUUUUUUCGCCAUUUAGGUUCUUGUUCUCUGUUAAGUCAAUCUAGGAAAUUCGAGAAUGGACUCAGAUUGCACCUCCGCGGAAAUAUCCAAGCCCUCUAGUGUCACCGUGAUGCCCUCAGCACCAGUUCUCGUUGAGGAGCAGCCUGAACCUGCCCUUAGAAGCGACCCUCUCGCUACCCUCGCGUCCGUAGCAUCAAAUCCUGGAAAUCCUACAAACCUUGAGGACAAUUAUCUCCCUCCCCACGAUAAUUGUCCUAGUAAAUCUUCGGCCAGCGAGACUCAGAAUGACUGUGUGAGUUUGUCUUCCGACACCAAGUUUAGCAGCUCAGAAGAUAUUAAUAUAAAGCUGGAAGGCUCAAUUGUGUCGCCGUCAAUGGUCACUUCUAUGCCGGCGGCGGUGUCUUCAAACGCGUCCAGUACUGAUGGCCUCUACUGCGGUGCCAUGGCAGAAGCUACGGUAACUUCAAAACCUAUAACAAAUGUGUCGUCACAAUCCCCAGCAACGUUCGAGGUGACCGCCUCAAACUCUGCCAUGACUACGCCUUCGUUGAAAGAAGUUGCUGCUCUCACGAACAAGCCUGCAGAUAAUUCCCCGGCUGCCGAUUCUGUGAAAGCUUCCAAUGCUGUUGAACAUAAAUUAUCUGAUUCCAGCGCGACAAGAGACUCGAGUGUCCUUGGAGGCGUCGGCAAAAUGAAAGAACUCAGAGAGAGAGCCAAGCUCCGGCGGCAACUCGUCGCCCAGCAACUAGGCGUGUGGUGCCCGGACCGUCUGGGCGAGGCGCUGGGCAACGUCCCGUCGGGAGGAGGUUCUUCGGAUGAACUGCAGCAGCGCGGCAGCCGAUCUCACCGCCGCCACCACGCCGCCAACAAACACACUGUCGCACUCUACACCGACUCCACUACCUUCCUUAAAGGAACACAGUCCGCGAACCCCCACAACGACUACUGCCAACACUUCGUGGACACCGGCCACCGGCCACAGAACUUCAUCAGAGACGUCGGUCUUGCUGAUCGUUUUGAAGAAUACCCCAAACUGAGGGAGCUCAUCAAGCUCAAGGACGACUUGAUAGCAGCUACCGCGAGUCCGCCGAGUUACCUGAAGGCGGACCUGCACCACUUCCCGCUGACGUCCCUACAGUGCGUGUUCGACGUGAUCCUGGUAGAGCCGCCCCUGGAGGAGUACCAGCACACCGCCCCUGGACACGCCUCCGCUCUCGGAGGAUUCUGGGACUGGAAUCAAAUACGCGAGCUGGAUAUUGCACAGGUGGCGGCGCCUCGCAGCUUCAUCUUCCUGUGGGUGGGGUCGUCCGAGGGCUUGGAUGAAGGCCGGCGCUGCCUGCGCUCCUGGGGCUUCAGGCGCUGCGAGGACAUCUGCUGGAUUCGCUCCAACGCCUCCUGCCCUGGACACGCUAAGAACCUCGACCAUAAAGCUGUCUUCCAGAGAACUAAGGAGCACUGCCUGAUGGGCAUCAAAGGCACUGUGAGGCGCAGCACGGACGGCGAUUUUAUCCACGCCAACGUUGACAUCGACCUCAUCAUCACGGAGGAGAGCAGCGCUGGCACGCUUGAUAAACCCGUCGAGAUAUUCCACAUCAUCGAACAUUUCUGCCUCGGCAAGAGGAGACUGCACCUGUUCGGCCGCGACCCAAGCAUCCGGCCAGGCUGGCUCACCGUAGGCCCCGACUUGAGCAGCAGUAAUUUCGACCCUGGCCUUUACUCGUCCUUCUUCAACCCCGACGCUGGCGGGAGCUUGACGACGGGCUGCACAGACCGCAUCGAGGCCCUCAGGCCCAAGUCGCCCCCUCCUAAGGCGGGGGGCAAGGUCAGGGGCGCGUACAUCCGUGGCAGAGGUAGAGGCAGAUGAUCUCAGGCCGAAUCUGCUACUGACGAAACUUGAAAGUUAUUUUAUGAAACUUAUUUUAAUUUAGUGUAUUUUUUCCAACCUUGAAGUGUUCAAGCCUUCCCUCGAAGAAGGGAAGGGACUCAAAACUACAUAUUUUUAUAUUAAUUUAUGAUCUUAUUAAAUCUAAUAUUUGAAAAGCUAUGUCAGAUUUUUUUCUGCUUAUGCACUUAGCUUCAUAAUAAUAAACGGUCGUUUUGUACAUAACUGCUUUUCGACAUUUUCUGAUCAGCAUUAAUUGUCUUAGUGUUCUUCCUAUGGCUGUGGUCCCAAACUAGUACGCGACCGGAGCGGGAUUCUCUGGUGGGUGUACGUCGACAAUUUUAGAGUAUGAACAAUUGUAAUUAAUUUUUAUUUAUUUCACAGAAAUGUUGUGUAGAACUCAAGAUAAUAUGACAACGAUUUGCGACUGUUAUUACUCUCCACCGGCCUGGUUCUAGCUGACCACUAAUGAAUUCAAUCAGAAUACUCAUCUAAUUCCCUAAUUAUUAGCGCCUUCAGCAGAAUUAAGGGCAGCGAAUAUUUCAUAUUAGCCGCAAUAUUAUUCGGUAGUAUGUGACUUAUACCCGGUGAUACACUACGACUGUCCAGGACCUCCGAGACUCGAAUAUUAUUAAAGGCAGCGUUUCCUCCCGUGUAUGUUGUAUUGCGGGCAAGCAACCUCUGCUUAAGCUUGAAGUUUCACCUUCAUUGUACACGCGUCGUAUGGAGCAAUAUUGUCGGGUGAAAUGUGUACCUAUGCAUUUUGCGUGGCAUAUUUGACUCUGAUUGAGACAUCGUUGAUAUUCCUGUAAUUGAUUGCAUGGUGAAGUCAUGCGUUAGGUUGACUUACUAUUUCAUACGUUUUGUAAUUCUGUAUUUUUGCAUUGUUGUAGAAGAUUCGCAGCAAACGAAAACGAGAACUAAUUUAUUGUGAUGGUGGUUCCGAAGCCCCAAGCUACCGAUAAAUAAAUACCUUUACAGCUAAUACCCUCGUUCUGUAGAAGUCCUCACGGGAGGCUUUCACUGCGUCCUCAAUUUGAACUUCGUACGUAGCUCGCCUUGUUUACAAUACAAUAAUUACUGCAAGCUUUUAAGAAAUUUCCUUGAAAAUGACGGACGUGUUUAGGAGGCUGUUUCAGUGGUAAUUGGGGCUUUUGAUGAUUGUCCUUUGGUAAUUCAGUCACGUACUUAAAUUUGUUCUCAUUUGCACCACGCGUCGCAGUUGUUUAGGUAAUUUUUUCUUUACUACGCCGACAACGAAUCCUGAUCCUUCGAUUAUUUAGUAUUUGCUGGACGCACCCUACUUAAUGUGGUAGGUAAUGUACAUAAUGCUGUAUAAAUACUUGUUUAUCGAGUACAUAAGCUAGUAUUAGCGUGCUCAUAUUAAGAUGUUCUAAUAAUUAUUAUAUAAUUAAUUAAUUAUCUUUCAUCGUAGGACAUUUUGUGUUGUCAACGAAUUCUCAUGAUUUGUCUGGGAAGUUUUAUUCAUUUUCGGAUCUUUACUCCAAGUCGAAAGUCCGUUGGUCUUCACUCGGAUCUACUGUAGUCUCCACUUUUCUUUUUAAAUUAUUAUAAACUUGACUUGCCAUUUACCAUUGAAAAAUGCUAGUUUAUAGAUGACCUAGCUUUUUACGGUUAUAUGGGAAAACAAUUUUAGUUUGCAAUUGGUUCAACUUUCCCGACAUUAAGUGUUAUUGGCAUUAAAAAUUAAAUUUGUUAAGCAUAAAUUUUAUUAAUAUUAAAAAAUGUAUAGAAGAUAAAAAAUGAAAUCGGUGAUCGUUCGAAUAUAUUGUUCAUAAGAAUAAUACUACUGAACUUUAACCUAACACUGGGAUGAGUUAGCCAAGUGGCCCGCAAGUUUGAAAAUGAUCGAGCAAGUUGAUAUGACUUACAUUAAAGUUGUUAUGUACCUAAUGAUUGAAACGUGGAAUUCAAUACAAUCUUUAUGUUCCCCCUGA